Messenger RNA from Populus nigra (black poplar), 1899 nucleotides. Its product is annotated as transcription factor DIVARICATA-like. Gene Ontology annotation, molecular function: DNA binding. NCBI's taxonomy places the organism in Eukaryota, Viridiplantae, Streptophyta, Magnoliopsida, Malpighiales, Salicaceae. The transcript has 2 exons. The coding region runs from base 881 to 1759 and encodes 292 amino acids. The record is from RefSeq and is a predicted model, not a curated record.
CAAAAAGAGUAUGAGAAUCUUUUAUCGUCUCGUCUAUAUGUUCUCUUAGUAAGAGGAACUAUUUCACUGGGACAAGUGCCACGCUAUAAUACCAAAUUGCCACUUUCCAUGUCUCCUCUCCUCCCUUGAAUGCACCAACAAUCAACAGAAACAAGAGGAAAAAAAAUUCUGAAAUGUAUUUUGAUUCCUCUCCAUUGAUUAUCUCUGGCUCAACUAGCCGGUUUUGCAAUCUACUCGUACUAUAAAUACAUACCUAAACUUUUCCUUUUGCUUCCUUCUCUUCAAAGAAAUCUAGAAAGCAAAUAAUUUUCCCGCCCUUUCUCUCUUGCAGAUUCCCUGACAUCUUUCUUUCCCUCUUGCUAUCUCGGUCGACUUGAUCAUCAUUUUUGUCUUCUCUUCCUUGUUCGACAAUCUUUCAUUUAGAUUCUUCGUGUUUGACCGCUUUUCAAUGAUUUUCACUGUUUCUUUCAAACAAUAGGAAUCCCUAUUGUAUAAAAUCGAUCUCUUGAAAUUUAUUUUCCUUGAUAUUUUUGUCAACUUCUCUGUUUCAAAUUCAAUUUCCCAUCUGGGCUUUUGCUUUUUUCUCCUGUGGCCUAAUUCGUGGGAAAAAGAUUAGAUUUUUCAUCUUUUCAGGUUUCUCUUCGAAUCCUUGAAAAAUGGAUCUUUUUUAGAUUCUUCAGUUUAUGCUGUUAAGAAAAGUAGAUUCUUGAUUCUCUGUACAUAAUUCUGAGAUUUAUUUAAAAACCUCAAUCUUCGCAUAUACUCUCCGUUUCCUUUCUUCUUCUCCCUGCUCUACAUCUCUCGAUUCCAAUCAUAUUCACUUCUCGAUGCAAUACGAACCCGCAAGCAAUCGCUGCAUAUUAAGUGAUGAUAGCUAGGUAUGGAAACUCUAUAUUCAUCUUGGAGCAUGUCGAAUCCAAUUUGUGUUGCCCAAACCACAGAGUGGACCAAGGAUGAGAACAAGAUGUUUGAGAGAGCUUUGGCGAUAUUUGAUGAGCAUGAGCCUGAUAGAUGGCUGAAGGUGGCAGCUAUGAUACCAGGAAAGACAGUUAAUGAUGUGAUCAAGCAAUACAAGAAGCUGGAAGAGGAUGUUUGUGAUAUAGAAGCAGGGAGGGUUCCGGUUCCAGGUUAUCUUAGCUCAUCUUUCACGUCCGAGUUGGUUGAUAAUAGUACUUUUGAUGCGUAUAGGAAGAGGCCUUUGAAUAUCAAGAGUGCUGAUCAGCAGAGAAAGAAAGGUGUGCCAUGGACAGAAGAGGAGCACAGGCGGUUCCUGAUGGGGCUUCUAAAGCAUGGCAAAGGAGACUGGAGGAACAUCUCUCGCAAUUUUGUAGGCUCCAAGACUCCAACUCAAGUGGCAAGCCAUGCACAGAAGUAUUUUAUAAGGCAGCAGCUUUCGGGAGUGAAGGAUAAGAGAAGACCAAGCAUCCAUGACAUCACAACUCUCAAUCUCGCGGGUUCUACUUCUCCAUCAGAUGGUGACAAAGCUUCCUCACUGGAUCAAUCUGACGUGCUAUUACCACAGCAAAAGCCGGCAGGGAUGCAGAAAUUGUUGAUUGACUGGGACGAAUCAAAGGAUGGAUCUGUUAUGACCUUUGGUUCUACUCAUGGAGACUUGUUUGAGUCAUCUCCAUAUGAGAUAUCUUCAAAUGGUCUAACAUUUCAAGGGCAAAAUCUGUAUGCUGGUGCUCGUCACGGGGCUCGUAUCAAGCCCCGUAACUUGGUCUUUCAAUUGUCACCCCCAAGAUUUCAAAUUCAUUGAUAGGGCGGCCGUCUUUGCUGUAUACAUUGAUGGAAAAAAAAAUCUGGUUUAGGGUCAAUCGAAUCUGGAUAGCAGUGCUUUUGCCAUGGUCAUGUGUGGUUGGUUUAAUUAGUAAUUGGAUGCCGGUACAUUUUCUUUAA